GCCGAGCCGGCCUUCUGCCGGUCUCCAGUAGUUUCCGAGCCGCGGACGCGCGCGCACAGCCAGGCCGACGGCUCCUGCGGGGGCAGGGGCGGGGCGCGCACGAGGCCCGGACGCCCGGCGGAGGAGGUGCGGCGGGGGCCCAGCCCCGAGGAGGCCCGCCUGACCACUGGGUUGCCAUGGCAUCCUACUACGACAUCCUGGACGUGCCGCGGAGUGCGUCCGCUGACGACAUUAAGAAGGCGUAUAGGCGCAAGGCCCUACAGUGGCACCCAGACAAGAACCCGGACAAUAAAGAGUUUGCUGAGAAGAAAUUCAAGGAGGUGGCCGAGGCAUAUGAAGUGCUGUCUGACAAGCAUAAGCGGGAGAUCUACGACUGCUAUGGCCGGGAAGGGCUGACAGGGGCAGGAACUGGCCCAUCUCGGGCGGAAGCUGGCAGUGGUGGGCCUGGCUUCACCUUCACCUUCCGCAGCCCUGAGGAGGUCUUCCGGGAGUUCUUUGGGAGUGGAGACCCUUUUGCGGAGCUCUUUGAUGACCUGGGCCCUUUCUCGGAGCUUCAGAACCGGGGUUCCCGACACUCUGGCCCUUUCUUUACCUUCUCUUCCUCCUUUCCUGGGCAUUCCGAUUUCUCCUCCUCAUCUUUCUCCUUCAGUCCUGGGGCUGGUGCUUUUCGCUCUGUUUCUACAUCCACCACCUUUGUCCAAGGACGCCGCAUCACGACACGCAGAAUCAUGGAGAAUGGGCAGGAGCGGGUGGAAGUGGAGGAGGACGGGCAGCUGAAGUCAGUCACAAUCAAUGGUGUCCCAGAUGACCUGGCACUGGGCUUGGAGCUGAGCCGUCGUGAGCAGCAGCAGUCAGUCACCUCCAGGUCUGGGGGCACUCAGGUCCGGCACACCCGUGUGUCACACCCCUCUGACAGCGACCUCUCUGAGGAUGAGGACCUGCAGCUUGCCAUGGCCUACAGCCUGUCAGAGAUGGAGGCAGCUGGGAAGAAACCGGCAGCGUUGAGCUCUGAUGGUCUCUGUUGCUUCCCUUCUGGUGCUGUUUCUCCUUCCUCCCACUCUUCUCUCUGCAACUCCCUUCGGGCCGCACCGCUUGCUUUCACUGCCGCCUGCCUAGGACUCCCUUCUCCUUCCUUUCCGAGAAGGCCUCAGUGUGGCGAGGAAGAUGCUGGGGCUGGUAGGGCCCUGAGGUCUUCUGGGGAGGCUAGCUGGGUGGGACGGGAGCCUCUCAGAGUCCAGAUUCGGAACCGGAGUCCACUCCUCCUCCCUUCCUCUUGCCGCCUCAGCCUGCCCCUGGCCUCGGGACUAGGCAGAGAUGUGUUCUGAGCUGGAUGGCCGGGAUCCAGAAUCGCUGCACGGUUCCAACAGGACAGCGCUCCCCCAUGCGCUAGGAGGGGACACUCCAUUCCUCUCCCUCACCCAUGGCUGAGUUUAGUGCUGUAGUGACGGGGCCUGGGUGGUGGGUGGGGCUGGGUGGGAGGCAUCAGUAGUCAUCCUGUGAACUCUCUUCCCCCUGGAUCUGGUGCUGUCUCUUGAGUACUACAAGUCCCAGAAUGCAAUGCACUGGCCUCAUUUCUGGUAUGUCAGGCUUGGGGGAAGUAGUGUGUGGUUAUGGAGCUGUGCAUCUUGGGACAUGUAGUUCCAGUCCACACAGGCCUGUAACUCCCUGUGAGAUGAAGGUCUUGUCUUUUGAUUUGUCCCUGGCAGGGGUGGCGAGAAUGUGGGUGAAGGGGGAAUGAUCAGAGCCUCAGUUCCCUUGACACCUCUCGCUAGCCCCAGGGUUAGAGAGUGGGCAAAUAAAAGCCCUGCACAUUUGGGAGAGAGUCUUUUCCUAUGGGCAGCCUGGGGUCCGAGGAACAAGCCAGGAAAGGCAGCAGACUAAGCAGGGCGUGGGCUCACAGCUUUGAAGGAAAGGCUGUCCUUGUGGGGCCUGUGUGGCCAGGAUUGGCAUGUGAGGGGAGCUCGGGCAUGCUGCUGCUUGUAUGGCUUUCUUUGGCCCCGACCCUGCUACCCAUUCUUUCUCUCCAACAUCAUGAGCUGCCUCUCCUCCCUGUCUGGGGAGCCCAGUGGCCAGGGAGGGGAGUGGUGGAGCCGGGGUGUUGCCAGCCUGUACGCUGAGCUUCAGAGACCUAUCAAAGCCAGCUGGGCCAAGCUCAGACAGAGGGAAACACUGGAAGUCAAUAAAACUGUUUUGAGACCUUGGUGGUA
Messenger RNA from Galeopterus variegatus (Sunda flying lemur), 2207 nucleotides. RefSeq names its product DnaJ (Hsp40) homolog, subfamily B, member 2 (gene DNAJB2). Gene Ontology annotation, biological process: protein refolding; positive regulation of proteasomal ubiquitin-dependent protein catabolic process. Gene Ontology annotation, cellular component: endoplasmic reticulum membrane; cytosol. The transcript is spliced from 11 exons. NCBI's taxonomy places the organism in Eukaryota, Metazoa, Chordata, Mammalia, Dermoptera, Cynocephalidae. Gene Ontology annotation, molecular function: ATPase activator activity; Hsp70 protein binding. The record is from RefSeq and is a predicted model, not a curated record. Bases 177 to 1325 code for a protein of 382 amino acids.